AUGGAGUGGGACAAAAACUUGGAUGAGCUAGGGCUCACUCCAAACCCAGCUGAACUAAAAAACGUUCAGACGAAGCGACACAUGCUGAGCGUGUUAUCAUCGUUCUACGAUCCACUGGGAAUCUAUUCGCCAAUCGUAUUCCGCGCGAAGGUUCUACUUCAGGAGAUCUGGAAACUGAAGUGCAAUUGGGACGAUGUCUUGCCAGCAGCUAUUCUUACAGAGUGGCAUGAGAUAGCUCAUGACUUAUCCGCAGCCAGCCAAACCAGAAUACCAAGACUUGCGAGUUUCACUUCCAACGUUGAACCAAGGUAUGAGCUCCAUGUUUUCUGUGACGCAUCAAAGGCAGGCUACGGAGCUGUGGCGUAUCUACGCACUAUCUCGACGAACGUAUCUGUUCGCUUACUCUUUGCCAAGUCUCGUGUGGCACCGUUAAAGGAAACAACAAUACCAAGGUUGGAGUUACUCGCAGCCACGCUAGGUGCUCGAAUGAUCAACUUCUUACGGAAAGAACUACCUCUUCAGCUCACUACGUACUUGUGGUCAGAUUCUCAAUGUGUGCUGGGAUGGGUGAAAGGGAAGGGCAAGGAUCUGCCGACGUUCGUAGCACAUAGGGUCGCAGAAAUCCGCCGCAAUGAAGACGUACAAUUCUGUUAUGUGAACACAAGAAGCAAUCCUGCCGAUCAACUCUCACGAGGCACCACGACUGCAACCCUCCUCAAGAGUAAUCUGUGGUGGACAGGACCCGAGUGGUUGGCGGACAUGCAAUGGGCACCGGAUACUGAUCCUUGUCAAGAAGAAGUCGUUCACGCCGCUUUGUCGGGGGAGGGUCCUGUGGAGCAACAGGCGAGCAACCCCCCACCGGCUGGUAUUCGUAUUGAGAAAUCAUCAUCAUUCGCAAAAGUGAUCAGGGUUACAGCAUGGGUACAGCGUUUCAUAAAGUCAGCAAGAAAGUCUCGUCCAACAUCACCAUACUUAUCGGUUGACGAACUUCAGACCGCGGAAAUGCUUUGGCGGAAACAUGCGCAAGCCACUGAUUACUCAGCAGAACUGGAAGCCAUCAAGAACAACAAGAAAACCAAGAGCGACUUGAUGUUCAAGUUGGGCCUCUUUAUUGAUAAAGAAGACGGCCUAAUCAAGUGCAGAGGCAGGAUGAAGCAUGCAGAACUGCCAUCAAAUGCUAAAUUCCCGAUUCUCCUCUGCGGAAAGAGUGCGCUGACGAGAUUGAUCAUUUCCGAUGUACACCAGAGAGUUCUCCACGCCGGCGCUAGUCAAACGCUUGUGGAAUUACGUAAACGCUUCUGGGUGACACGAGGUAGAAAAGAGGUCACGAAUGUAGUUAAUCAGUGCAAGGUAUGCAAACGGUUUGAGGGUGGCCCCUUUGCAAUGCCCAAGUUCGCACCUCUCCCCAAAGAACGGGUAACCCGCAGCGCACCAUUUGUCAGGACUGGCAUUGAUUACUUUGGGCCCCUGACUGUUAAAGCCAAUGGAGAAAACAAGAACGUUUGGGUGGUACUGUUCACUUGUCUGGCAACACGGGCGUUGCACUUAGAGCUUGUACUAGAUAUGACUACUGACAGCUUUCUAAUGGCGUUUAAGCGAUUCGUCGCUCGCCGCGGUACACCGGCUACAAUCGUGUCUGAUAAUGCUAAACAGUUUAAAUUGGCUGACGUCACCAUGGAGCAAUUGUGGAAAUCCAUUAAUACCAAUGCGGAUGUAUUCUCGACACUUGCCACUAUGGGUAUUGAAUGGCGGUUCAUCGUUCAACUAUCACCAUGGAUGGGAGGGGUGUAUGAACGCCUCGUCCAGUCCGUAAAGCGAAUGCUCAGGAAAUCCCUCGGUAAACGAAUUCUAAAGGCCGAAGAACUUUGCACACUGCUGACAGAAGUAGAGGGAAUCCUCAAAAGUAGACCUCUCACGUAUGUGGGUGAGGAUUUCAAUGGGUUUAUCCUCACACCAGCACACUUCUUGUGCCUCAACAACACUCUAACACUGCCGGGUGAGCAGUUAGAUACGAAUGAUCCAGAUUUCUGUGUCAAAGCCUCUGGUGAUUUACUUCUCCAGACGUUCAAUGUAUGUCAGCAGCAGCUGAAUCGCUUCUGGCAAUUAUGGCAAGACGAGUAUCUUGCAUCACUGAGAGAGCGUGGCGAUUACCAGCUACGACAAGGACGUAUUCGUGCCAAUGACGAGCCAGCAGUUGACACAGUUGUCAUCAUCCGCGAGGAAACACUGCCCCGAGUUAGCUGGCCAAUCGGCCGCAUUGUGAAACUGCGCGCAUCUUCAGAUGGUGAGACAAGAUCCGCCACCAUUCAGCUCCCUACUGGUAGGACAGUCAGACGGUCACUAUGUCAUCUUUACCCACUGGAAUGUCCAUCAACACCAGCUCAGGUGAGUAGUGAACCCGAACCAGUAUCGGCGACUGAGAGUGCAUCCAGUAGUGUCGCCACCGGCACGACUCGGCCCAAGCGGCACGCAGCAGCUCGGUUUCAAGAACAGCUAGGUGAGCUUAUACGAGACGGAGCAGUUUAG
Messenger RNA from Sycon ciliatum, 2526 nucleotides. RefSeq lists its product as uncharacterized. Lineage: Eukaryota; Metazoa; Porifera; Calcarea; Leucosolenida; Sycettidae. The transcript has a single exon. Gene Ontology annotation, biological process: DNA integration. Bases 1 to 2526 code for a protein of 841 amino acids. The record is from RefSeq and is a predicted model, not a curated record. Gene Ontology annotation, molecular function: nucleic acid binding.